AAAAAAUAAUCACAAAUAUCGACGAUAAAACUCACAAUGGACUUGUCACCGCCCGUUAAGCCCCCACGCGGGGUCAAACCCGUCAAAGAAACCAGCGGGCUGCUAAUGUCCGUCAUUCGCACCCUUUCAGCCAGCGAAACCAACGAACAAAGAGACAAAGAAAAAUCCAAGCUAGAAACCGAGUACAAGAACUGUGAUAAAAAACUAGACGAACUGGUAUCCAAACAUGAGGAAGAUCUAUCCAAAGUCAUGCAACUCUUCGCAACUAUUUCGCAAAUCGUCAGCGACAACCGCCAGAAAAUCGCCAAAGUCAAAGACAACCUCAACGACUGCAAAAAAAAGCUGCGUUGUCGAAGAGACGAGUUGAGGAACUUGUGGCUGGAGGGUCUAGAAUACAAAUACAUGCUCCAACUACUUGAAGAAAUCGAGAAGAUGAGCGAAGUCCCGGAUCAGUUGUCCAAUUAUAUGAGUCACAAACAAUAUUUGCACGCCACUGAGCUUCUCGUGGAGGCGGUCACUUUGGGUAAAAAUACCUUGGAAGGGGUUGAGAGUUUGAAGGAGCUGAGUCGCGAGCUCGAGCAGAAGAAGGAGCAGCUGCAUUUGCAGCUGUACUCGGAGUUGAAGGAGCACUUAUUUAUGCGACCGGCGCAGAGGGUUUUAGCGCUACGUCGACAGGAGUCCGGGAGGGACAAUUUUUUGAUAAAUUCGCCCCUGCAGAGGAGUACUGAGUUGAGGUUAUCGAGGAACCGGAUGGCGGUGAGGCGGAAUUUGCAAACCCCGCAGAAAUUGGAAAAUUUCAAUGUAGUUGAAGAUCUUUCCACUGCUAACCCUGAAGACAAUUCUUUUCAUUUUAUUGUUAUUUUGAUUAAGUGUUUGGCGCUUUUGGAUAAACUGCCGUUUGCCGUUAAUCACAUUAAAGAUGAAAUGCAGGUGUUUCUCUUGGGGGUUAUUCAAAGAACUACACAACAUAUUAAAGACUUUGCUGGCUUUCAAGCUGAGGGUGACUACAAACACGUGUUGAAAGAGUUAAUCCAGACUUUAUUUGAUCAGUUUAAAGAGAUAGGAGAAGCCAAUUCGCUUUUUUUGAGAAACGUGGAGGAAGCGGCGAAAAUCCACAACAGUCAAGUGAAAACCUACAACUUGCAGUUUUAUUGGACACAAGUUCAGUGCGUUCUUGAAGCCUUCCUAAAUGAGUAUCUCGAUGUCCAAAACAUCUCAAUCGAGAGUCAAGCUAUUAAUACCAGUGAUAACAACGACUUGUCGUCGUACUUUGGUCGCCGGAAGCAACAGACCAAAAAGAAGUCUUUGUUUAAGUUUGACAGUUCAUCAAGUGCUUUAACUCUUCAUAGUACUUUAAAAUCGACUAAAAAGGACAAAAUUGUGGUCUGUAAGCCCCAUUCAAGCAACAUCCUGGUUAUGUUUAUUCCAUUCAUGUGUUUUAUUGAAGAUAUUGAACACUUGAUGGGUGCUCAGAAUGGAUCGUGUCAGUUGCAUCGAUUUAUCACCCAGUACGUCUCCGAAAUCUAUUUAAAACGUAAAUCUGAAGAAAUAAUUGACCAGAUAGAGGGCGCUGUUCGCGCUGCGGAUGCUUGGAAGUCCACAGUACUUAUGGACUACACGGCUGACUAUAAACCACUUCUCAUAAGUACAGUAACAGUAGAGCGGUGUAUACGUGAAUGGAAGGCAGUUCUUCAAGCCAUACCUUCCUACAGUGAACGCAUCGCCGUAUAUUCGUGUAAAGCGUUAAAGGAGUAUAAAGAUACGUGUUUUGCCGCUUAUCAGGGAAUAGUGCAGCCGCAUUCGGAAGAUAGGAGGAUUUGCAGUGCCGCCUGGCUGAAAGAUGAAGAUAUAAGCAGGUUUUUGAAAUCCCUACCCAACUGGGUCAACCUCAAAGCCCAGCAAGAGUACCAAGCCCGCAGCGAGCGCAUCCGGCGCGUUCUCCGCCGCGACCAGCCCUCAGAAGAGGAAAGCCCUGAAGAUGUGCGCCAGCGAAACAGGCGCGAAGCCGAGAUACUCGCGAGUAAUUUGGGUGAAGGGGGCGUCAGUUCCUCCGAGAUCCUUUCUGACAUGGCGCUCCUCAAAGAGCUCGCUCAGUUACAAGAGAGCAUGGAGUGGUUCUCGGUUAGAAUGUUCCAGUAUACGAGCGAAUUCCGGCACGAACCGUCUGCUCUGUCACCGUCUAAACCCGACGUCGACAACGUCGACGUCGUGACGCCAGUGUCCGCCGCCGUCUUGCAGCAACUAACAAGCAUAGCGCAAGAAUUCGACGAACUGGCCAACACCUGUCUGUUAUUAUUGCAUCUAGAGGUGAGAGUCCAGUGUUUCCACUACUUGUUGGCGCAAGGCCACUACAAUAAAGAAACGCACGAACCCGACCCGAAGGUGCUCGAGUUGAGUCGAGUUUUGGCGAACGUGGACGAAGCGGUGACGUCAAGUUUGCAUCCGAGGAAGUGCAAGUACAUUUUUGAGGGUUUGGGUCACCUAAUUGCUAAAAUCCUCAUCAGUUCGGCGCAGUAUCUGCAAACCAUUGACGAAGCGGGGAUCCAAAGAAUGUGCCGCAACAUUUUUGCGUUACAACAAACUCUCACUAACAUCACUAUGACCCGAGAACUAGCUCUAGAUCAUGCACGCCACUACUUCGAGUUGUUCUUUUCAAGUCCAGAGGAGAUUUUAAACGGAAUUGUGGAAAAAGGGCCCGAGUUUUCCGAGUUGGAGUAUAUGAAUGCCUUCCAACUUUUAAAUAGGAGUAGGGCUGAUCGUGAAUUGGGUUCAGUUAGCGUGCAUUUGGAGAGGUUAUCAGAUAUUCUAGGCGAAGUAGGAAUGACAGUAUAAGAUAUUAAUAAUAAACACAAUAAAGUUUACUAAAUUUAA
Messenger RNA from Zophobas morio, 2871 nucleotides. It is a transcript of the gene Sec8, whose product is annotated as Secretory 8. The transcript has 11 exons. The coding region runs from base 37 to 2832 and encodes 931 amino acids. Lineage: Eukaryota; Metazoa; Arthropoda; Insecta; Coleoptera; Tenebrionidae. Gene Ontology annotation, biological process: exocytosis; Golgi to plasma membrane transport; chemical synaptic transmission. The record is from RefSeq and is a predicted model, not a curated record. Gene Ontology annotation, cellular component: growth cone membrane; synapse; exocyst.